GUUUUAUAUAAUGAAUGUAUGACUUCGAUGUACCGUUCAUCAUGAAACACAGUAAUUCGAAUACAUAGUGAGACACAUUCAAAAAAAGGUAUUAGUAAAAAGUUUUUGAUUAAGUAAAGCUGGUGUUGUCUCAGUUAAUCUUCAGUUGUGAUAAGAGGGCCCGAGAACUGAAUGCUAAUUAUGUAUAUUUUGUAAUGGUGUUGAUCCUCGAUUUCAAUGUAGCUUGUUCAUUUUGUUACUAAUUUAAAACGCAUAUAGUUCAAAAUUCGCAUUAAAUCUACUAAAGUUGAUAAGUUGAAUUGUCUAAAGGUCUUUCCGAUUAUUCUACAUACACAUGUUUGUUUGCUGAUCAUUGUAUAGAAUUCAGUAUUUACUUGACAGCACAACAGUUAACAUCACACAUUCGAUCUAUGUGUCAGUUGAAUGUUUUAUUUGAAUAUGGUUAGGAUUAAUCUUUUGAUCAUCAGCACGAAGAAACGAAAAUAUAAAGAGGUGUGAAUGGUGGCAGUAGUUUUCCUUUGAAUUUUAGCAUUCAAAACUGUAAUCAAUAUUUGAAUUAAGCUAUACUUUCGAAAAGUGUGUGAUAAUUCAUAAUUUAAUCAGCAAAAAAUUUUGUAUAAAGUAAUCAAUCGGUGGAAUUUAACAUAAAUCAAAUUGAACAAAACAUAAGUGCAAAAAUGUCAAAGGUUUUCGUACUUCCGAUUGCUGUGUGUUUGUUGUGCUUGUUCACAUUUUUCGGUACAAGUUUCGUGGCAAUUUUAUUGGGCCAUGUGUCCAAUACCACCAGUACAACGUCUGCGCUUUAUAUUAGCGAUGGUGCAACAUUUUCUCCGGAAAGUUGUGUUUUUGGCCAAUUUGUAAAUAUGGGCGCCGUGUUGCUUGGAAUCGUGAUUUAUAUUCGAUAUCGUCAAAUUGAAGAGUUAAUGUACGAUUACACCAAUCUCAUCAAAUCGAUGACAAACAUGAAUAAAACGGCAAUGUGGUUUGGUUAUUUGACGUGUCUGGGAUUAAGUAUGGUGGCAAAUUUUCAAAUAACAAAUGUGCCGAUCAUUCAUUAUUUAGGAGCUCUAUCUUGUUUCGGUUCCGGAUGUGUGUACAUUUGGAUACAAGGGCACAUUACAUAUCAUGCUCGUGCAUACACUGCUUCAACGCAAAUGGCAUAUCUGCGAUUCGGUCUGGCCGCGUUGUGCACAUACUUUUUCUUCGUUGCAAUACUAACCAAUUGUGAAACUUUACGAGUGCUAUUCGAUGAACAACCACCGAAAGAUUGUAAAUACCAUCAAGUUAGUGUUUCAUCUGAAUGGCUGGUCGCAUCCAUACUGUGCUUUUAUGUGCUAUCGUUUACCGGAGAAUUUCGGCAAAUUACGUUAAACCAUCCAAAAAUUAUUUUAGUCAAAAGUGAAAAUAGUAGUAUAACUGAAUCGAGUCAAGCUACUGAAUCGGUAUCAUUUUCCAUUGAUAUCGCAUCGUCGUUUUCGACCAAUUUGAAUGGAUGCAGUUAUAUUGAAACUCAUGUUCAACUUAACAACGCUUCAUCGAAUCAAAAAGAUUCAAACAUUUGAAUAAUUUGUAUAUAUUAAUAGUGCUUCGACUGGCAACUUUAAACGUAGUGGAAACUUAAUGCACCACAGUUAUGUUAUAAAAUGGAAUUUAUACUAAACACAUUAUUAUAUAAGAUUCGAUCUCAAAGUAUUCCAAAAACAAAACAUAUAUAAAAUAUAUGUAAAAUGUUCAAAUGUCAAAAAGUCAUCGUAAUAUACGUAGAUAAGUCCAAAUUGUAUUCAACGAUUUUUUCCAAAUAAAGAAAGGUCCGAUUUAUUUCAAA
Messenger RNA from Contarinia nasturtii (swede midge), 1825 nucleotides. RefSeq names its product DNA damage-regulated autophagy modulator protein 1-like. Lineage: Eukaryota; Metazoa; Arthropoda; Insecta; Diptera; Cecidomyiidae. The transcript is spliced from 2 exons. The record is from RefSeq and is a predicted model, not a curated record. Bases 678 to 1562 code for a protein of 294 amino acids.